AUGUGUGGUCUUAAAAGUGCUGCAUUUGUGAUUAUUUUUGGUGAUGCAAUUCAUAAUUUUAUCGAUGGUAUUGCUGUUGGUGCAAGUUUUGUUAUUUCAAAUCCAUUUGGUAUAGCAACAAGCAUUGCUGUCGCAUGUCACGAAUUACCGCAUGAAUUAGGUGAUUUUGCUGUUUUAAUUGAAUCUGGCCUUUCCAUUCCUCGUGCCAUGUUGCUGAAUUUUCUUUCUUCUCUAACUGCUUUUGCGGGCCUAUUUGUUGGCCUAGCAGCAAUUAGUGUGGACAGUGCUGUAGAGAUAUUGUUGGCCAUUACAGCUGGAAUGUUCCUGUAUGUUGCUUGGCUUGAUAUGUUAAUACAUUUGAAAAAGGAAUCAGCAUCGACAAAUGACAAAUGGUAUGUGACAUUGUUUCUUCAGAAUAUUGGCUUUAUCUCAGGUUUCUUAAUUAUGUUUAUAAUUGGUUGGUAUGAAGAAGUACUUGCAUCACUUUAG
This is a messenger RNA of Brugia pahangi, 489 nucleotides long. NCBI's taxonomy places the organism in Eukaryota, Metazoa, Nematoda, Chromadorea, Rhabditida, Onchocercidae. The record is from the annotation of a GenBank genome assembly.